AAACCGCUACUGUAUUUGAAAGCUGCAGAGAGAGAGAGAGAGAGAGAGAGAGAGAGAGAGAGUAGAAAUCUAGGGUUUCAGAUGGCGAGAAAUUUCGGAACUUGAACUUGCAAGAAGAUUUCAAGCACCAAAUCCAUGGAAAUCCUCGCAUAUCUCGAUCGAUUCGCUACUCAUUUGAAGCAUUUCGCCUUCAAGCCCUACCUCUAGUCUUUUAUUUCGAAGCUAUGAUGAUGGAUUCUGAAAAUCGAGUUGCUUCUGAGAAUGAAAAUGGUGUUCCUGAGAAAGCCACUUUGGUAGAUGCUUCAAGCCUGAAUAUUGGAAAAGGGAAUGAGAAUGUUGACAACGGCAUAGACUCCAUUCAAGUGAAUGGUGUUCCGGAAGAUUCAUCAAAUGUUGACGUUGUUGAUUCUAUUUCAGCUGGAGCAGAGGAUGUUGCCUCCUUUGUGACCGUUUCCGAUAGUAAAAGUUCGAAUGUUUUGAAGAAACCUGUAGCCAAACGGGUCGAUCAUUCAAAGAAUGAUAAAAAGAUGCCAAAGAGUGAAGCAGUUCGGAAAGGUCCAACGAUGAUUCCUCGGAACCAGAGGCCGAGCCUUUCUCAGAGUCUUUCCUUCCCAUCAAGAGGAAUUCUUACGAGCAGUUUGAAGAAAAGCAUUGAUGAGAAGCAGAUGAAAUCUGAUACCAAACGUGCCCAUGUCAAUGUCACGGAUGCAGCGUCGGUGGUCUCCAACGGCUCGCUUACUUCAACGUCCCGUUCAAAUAUUUCCAACAGGCGAGUUUCUGCCGGAUUGAGUUCUAUGGAUGCAAAGAUGGGUGGUCUAUCUGCCAGGCGAACUACUUUGGCAUCAAUGCCUGGUACUCUACGGUCUCUGUCUGUGAAGUCUGGCUCAUUAAAUGCAACUGUCAAUGGCUCAUCCUCCGAAGCCUCACAGUUAUGUGAUCCAAAUCCAAAACCAUCAAGACAAGGAUUGCAAAUCGAAGAUGAUGAAGAUGCCCACUCAACUACCUCAAGCACCACCCGAAGGAGCAGUGGUUCUGGUUUUGCUUUCAGGUUGGAUGAGCGUGCUGAAAAAAAGGAAAGAGGUCUUCUCAAAGCUAGAAGAGAAGAUUCAUGCAAAGGAAGUGGAGAAAUCAAACAGCUGAGAAAUCAUGGUUGUUUUAUAGGAGAGCCAGGAAGCAGAAAUCAAGCAGCUGAGAAAGAGCUUGACCUUUAA
This is a messenger RNA of Magnolia sinica, 1211 nucleotides long. RefSeq names its product protein WVD2-like 4. The record is from RefSeq and is a predicted model, not a curated record. NCBI's taxonomy places the organism in Eukaryota, Viridiplantae, Streptophyta, Magnoliopsida, Magnoliales, Magnoliaceae. Bases 225 to 1211 code for a protein of 328 amino acids. The transcript is spliced from 7 exons.